AUGCAAAAAGUCGCAGUCAUAACGAUGGGCUGCCACAGAUCGACUGUCAUCAUCCUCAGUGUCAUAUACUUUGGAAGUUAUGUCCUCGCCUUUGAAACGAACUCGCGGCAGAAGCGAUGCAUCGUGGUGCAGAAGCAGUCUGGCACCCACGGUGACAGCAGCGAGGGUGGUGGUGACGAGGAAGGGGCGCCUGAGCCUCGCGACUCCAGGUCCGAUAGACGUGUUCUGGAUCCGUUAGCGAAUGUUAGGGACGUGGAGGAACUACCGCCGAAUUUAUUGAAAUAUAGAAUUUCGCCGGCAAAGAGAUACUCCAGCGACUGGCACCAUUACAUGAAUCGAAUCUACAAAAAUCACAUA
Iphiclides podalirius (scarce swallowtail) is the source of this 357-nucleotide messenger RNA. The record is from the annotation of a GenBank genome assembly. Lineage: Eukaryota; Metazoa; Arthropoda; Insecta; Lepidoptera; Papilionidae.